AUGGACGCUCAUUAUAAUGCCUAUUUUCAAUCAGAUUCAUCGUUUGGACCCCUAGUGUCAGGAUAUCGCGACGACUUCGACUUUACCCUCGCUUUCGAGUUGUACUUCUUUCUUAUAGCACCCGCGGCAUUGUUUCUGCUGGUGGCGCCAACUCGUAUCUACCUGCUCUUUGCUCGAGACCGCCGUGUCGAUGGUCUGUGGCUCCGAUAUUCUAAGUUGGUAGUGACGAUCGGAUACGCUGCUUUGCAACUCGCCCUCAUUGCACUAUGGGCGGUUUAUCCGAUGCCUGUACCCGCCGCGGGAAUCGCUGCCUCAUGCUUGAACACCGCUGCAAGCAUCUUUCUGGCCCUGCUAUCAUCUUUUGAACACACUCGUACUCUCCGCCCAUCAUCCAUCAUCAAUACGUACCUACUCUCAACAUUCCUAGACGCGAUUGUGGUCCGCACCCUCUGGCUAGCUAGCUAUGUGACCAACGUAUUUCGCAAUGUCUUUACAGCGGCGUUUGUCUUGAAGGCUUGCCUUUUGAUAAUCGAGGCCGUGGAGAAGCGACGUUACUUCUGUUCGGAGCAGGAUCGGGCCCUUGGCCCAUAUGCGAAGAGUGGUAUCUACAAUAGGGCGGUGUUUUGGUGGGUGAAUGGGCUGUUGCGGCAAGGAGUGCGACAAAAGAUAAGGCCCAGAGAUUUACACCCAUUGGACAACUCUAUGGCCGCUGAAACUCUGGACAAGAAAUUCUUGGCAUCAUGGCAAAAGAUGGACCGCAAGGAUCGUCGUCGACUAAUAUACACGUUUAUUUGCGCAUUGCGCUGGAAUCUCCUGACUCAAUCCAAGACUGUUACUGAUUGGCUUCACCCGGACCCGGAACAGAGUGUGAAUAUGGGCUAUGGUAUGGUCGGGGCAUACUUCCUCUUUUACUUCGGGAUCGCGGUUUCCACGGCAUUCUACUGGGCGUCAUGGUUUCGUUCCUUGGCGUUGAUCAGAAGUAUGCUAAUGGCAGAUAUUUUUGAGAAAACACUCCAAUUACCAGCGGGUAUAGCAACUGAGAAGGCAGCUGUAACACUGAUGAAUACGGACGUCGAUCGCAUCAUGAAUGGUCUGCGCGAGAUUCACGAGUUAUGGGCCAACUUCCUGCAAAUCAUCAUCGCAACAUAUUUUCUCGGGAAUGAACUUCAGUAUGCGUGCAUUGCGCCAUUCCUUACUGCUCUUGGCUGCUUCUUAGCCAUAAUUUAUCUAUCGGAUUGCACUAAGAAGUUUCAAAACCAAUGGAUGGGGAGAUUGCAAGUACGUGUUGGUCUUGUUUCCGCCAUGCUUGAUUCUAUCAAAGGGAUUAAGAUUUCCGGCCUGACGGCCCAGUUAUUCGCAAUUGUUAGUGCUUUCCGCCAAGAGGAGGUCGAUGCCUCAAAGCCAUUUCGACUUUCGGGUGCCGGAACUUCAACUAUUGCACUACUACCGCAGAUCCUAUCUCCAUUACUCGUAUUCGUCAUCUACGCCGCGAUGACACUUAGGGGUAGGCAUCCUAUGGAUGUCUCACGCCUGUUCACUUCCUUGUCAAUUCUCUCGUUACUUUCGCAGCCACUUUUUACAUUGUUCGGUUCUCUUGUCAACUCCCGAGCAGCAAUCGGCUGCUUUGAGCGCAUCGAGAAUUACCUCUACCAAAAAAGCCAUAUGGACAACCGCACCUACACCUGCGAUGCUGUCUCUGCCACUAUGUCGGUUGAGAUGAAUAACUCGGAGGUACAGGAGACUACAAUCACAAAACUCUCUUCCAAUGAUCGAAUUUCAUGGUCAGACACUGUUGUGGCAAUAAAACUAGAGAAGGUAUCAUUAGGAUGGUUGAAAGACAAAGCUCCUCUUCUAACUGACAUUAACAUCUCCAUCAAGAGAGGCACCUCGAACUUCAUCGUUGGCCCAUCAGGCGUCGGCAAAUCCACGCUGCUAUAUGCGUUGUUAGUCGAAUGUCCGAUACAAGAGGGGACUAUUGCUACAACUGUGACAGACAUUGCGUGGUGUGAACAGACCCCCUGGUUGGUCAACCAAACUAUUCGGGAUAACAUACUGUCUGGAUCCGCCUUGGAUGAGACACUACUUUCAACAGUUGUUCACUGCUGCGAUCUCCAGGAAGACUUGAUCAGCCUUCCCGCCGGCGAUCAAACCUGGAUUGGCAGCAAAGGCACCGCACUCAGCGAUGGUCAAAAACAAAGGAUUGCCCUGGCUCGCGCUCUGUAUUCCCGGAAAGAAGUCAUUCUACUUGAUGACCCCUUUAGUGGGCUCGAUGUCACCACGGAGAACAAUGUUAUUCGUCGUCGUUUCGGAAAAACUGGAAUUUUCUCGCGCUGGGGUAAAACCAUUGUCAUAGCGACUCAUUCUUCACGUUUGUUUCCUCUGGCUGACCAAAUCUUUGCGUUGGAUUCGAACGGAAGCAUUAGCGAGCGCGGUACCUAUCAAGAACUCAUCGGAGCCGAAGGCUAUCUACAGAGAACCCAUGGCCACAGACAGCACCCACUGGAGCAAAAGCUAAAUAAUUAUUCAGAUGAAGUUGAUGUAUCAACCAAAAAAUAUCCAGCGCAGAUGAAUACAGCCAAAAAACGAGCUUCAGGCACUCCAAAUGCUCUUCAUGAUACACAAAAGCCAGAGUCAACGCCACAGGCUGCUAAAGAGAAGACGACUAGCGAUACUUCAGCUCAUCGCUUUUACAUCAAAGCAAUUGGAUUAAGCCCAGUGAUGACAUUUCUCGCGCUGGAAACAGUACGGGGAUUUCUUUCCGUUUUUCCUGUUGAGUGGUUGAAGUGGUGGGCCGAGGACAGUACAUCCCAUGAUAAUAAUAACCUUGGACUUUAUCUAGGUGUCUAUGCUGCUUUACAAGUCGCUGCACUUGCAUCCUCUGCACUUGCCACGUGGUUCUCAUUUAGCUUCAUGGCGCGCAAGUCCGGCCUCUCGCUGCACAAUACUUUGCUUAAGGCGACCUUAUGCGCUCCACUUCAUCUUUUUGCGAAGCAGGAUAGUGGUGAGAUCUUGACUCGGUUCUCUCAGGAUAUUCAAAUGGUCGAUAUGAACUUGCCUUUACAGAUAUUGACCCUCACUCAAAAUCUUUUCACCUGCAUUGCACAGGCGGGUUUGAUUGGGUUUGGGGUUGGCUGGGUGGCAAGGAUUUACUUGGGAACUGCCAAACAAAUGAGAUUACUGGAUUUGUCUGAAAAGGCCCCAGUAUACAGCCAAUAUCUCGACACUCUAGGCGGCCUGCCUACAAUCCGCGCUUUUAAAUGGCAGGAUCGCUUUUGGAAAGCAAAUUAUGAUUUGGUGACUAAAGCCCAGAAGCCAUGGUACUCAUUACUCAUCAUCCAAAGAUGGCUCUUGCUCGUUCGUGACCUGGUCACAACAGCCUUGACAGUCCUGAUUGUCGGAAUUGCGGUCAAAUUACGCUCUUCAAUCGGGACGGCUGGUUUUGCCGUGGCUCUUGUUCAAAUCAUUACCUUGUCGAACUAUUUGAACCAGCUUGUUAAUACUUACACCAUGCUGGAAACUACGCUGGGUGCAAUCGCGCGGAUCAAGAAAUUCGAAAACAACAUCGUUGCAAUGCCCGGUAACACAUCCAGUGGUAGUGGGAAGCAGCCACCCCCAAGUUGGCCUGAGAAGGGGGAGAUCAUUCUGGAACAAGUCUCUGCAUCCUAUAACGAUAUUGUUGAAGGUUCAAACCGGCUAGCCCUAGCUGGCGUCACGAUUCACAUUCGCCCAGGGCAGAAGAUUGGAAUAUGCGGCCGGACAGGCAGCGGGAAAAGCUCGACCGCACUGACUCUGUUUCGGUUGUUAGAGCUUUCUUCCGGUAGAAUUCUGGUGGAUGGGCAGGAUCUAGCAACGCUCAAUCAAGAAAUUGUCCGUUCACGGCUGAAUGGCCUCGGUCAAGACCCGUACUUUCUCGCUGGUAGCGUGAGGCUAAACCUUGACCCUUAUCAAGAAUUGAUGAGCAAUGAUCAUUCCAAUGACAAGGAGCUCAUUCGAGCACUCGAUGCUGUGAAGCUGUGGCCUCUCAUUCAGCAGAAUGGAGGCCUGGAUGCCGACCUGAAAAAGGAGUCGCUAAAGUCACGGCCAAAGACAAAUUUUUUGUAUUGCCAGAGCAUUUCUCCGACCUGGCAAGAUUGUGGUUCUAGAUGA
Molecule: messenger RNA, 4146 nt
Organism: Penicillium longicatenatum
Lineage: Eukaryota; Fungi; Ascomycota; Eurotiomycetes; Eurotiales; Aspergillaceae
Product: multidrug resistance protein
Exons: 4
Coding region: 1-4146 (1381 amino acids)
Biological process (GO): transmembrane transport
Cellular component (GO): membrane
Molecular function (GO): ATP hydrolysis activity; ATP binding; ABC-type transporter activity
Source: RefSeq, a predicted model, not a curated record